Messenger RNA from Arabis nemorensis, 819 nucleotides. Lineage: Eukaryota; Viridiplantae; Streptophyta; Magnoliopsida; Brassicales; Brassicaceae. The record is from the annotation of a GenBank genome assembly.
AUGUCCACAUCUGGGUUUAGUCUGUUCCUCGGUCUUCUACAACUCGUGGGUUUCUUAUUUCCGUCGCGAAUUUCUGCAAUUAGGAAAGAUAUCGGAUUUUUAGAAGAACGGAGUUGCAGAACAACUAUCCAAGGAAAAUAUUUGAUUUCCGAUGAUGAAGGCAAUGUGUGUGAUGCUCUGUCAUUGGAUACUCGAACUCGUUGUUGUCCAUGGAAAGGAGAAAGAUUCUCUUGUCAUGGAUGCAACCUCCUUUCACAAUGUUGCAGUUCUUAUGAAUUUUGUGUUUCUUGCUGUUUGAAUCCGUCUCGGACGCUUCUUGAGAAGGUGGUUAAGGUAAAAGUUGCAAAGCCUUCUACAGCAGGGACUUACAGGACUGUAUUUGAUUUUUGUGCCGGGAGAUGCCGCCAUAAUUCUGAGAGUGUGGUUCAUGAAAAUGCAUACCACAGCAAGUUUCACCAUUGUUUUUCUCUGAGAUCAAAUGCUUCAGGAGCUAAUCUUACACAAGUUGAAACAAGACUUCUUGGCAUUGACGUUGUUGUCGGAAGGCAAGGAGAUUCAUGUGAUGCAGUUUGCAAGUCGCGUGGACAAUUGUGUGUGAUGAAUAAACUGUCACUUCUAAACCAAUGUGACGUUAUGCAAAGAUACAUGCCCUGCAAAGGCUCGUGCUUAGCAAGUGCCGGGGCUGACCAACCUGCUGAAGUUGUCGAUGAUGCACCCAGAGAUUUGUAUCCAGGCGCGUGCUUGUAUACCCGGACACAGUCAAUGCUUUCUUGUGACGGUUCACACCAAUACACCCGUCGACUCUGCCCAUGUGCCUAG